This is a messenger RNA of Aspergillus lentulus, 1332 nucleotides long. Its product is annotated as putative serine/threonine protein kinase. Gene Ontology annotation, biological process: intracellular signal transduction; protein phosphorylation. Gene Ontology annotation, cellular component: cytoplasm. The record is from RefSeq and is a predicted model, not a curated record. NCBI's taxonomy places the organism in Eukaryota, Fungi, Ascomycota, Eurotiomycetes, Eurotiales, Aspergillaceae. Gene Ontology annotation, molecular function: protein serine/threonine kinase activity; ATP binding.
AUGCAGUCUGCUCUCAACAUCUCUACCAAGAACGACACCAAUAGCGUCAACGAACCAUUCGAGUCAUCAUCUUCGUGCGUAGUUGAGGGGUCAGAUCGUCGCCUUGCUUCUCGCUCAGACAGUUCUCUGGUUCUCGCUAAAUCUCGCACAUGGGGCACAAUCCCCGACCACUUCGAGAUACCGGACUUUUCAAUUCUAGUUGACGGGAAAGGCAAGUCUCCGCUUGCAGAUUCAACUCUUCCCGGGGCUUUCACAGUUGAUAGCUGCAAACUCGGUGACGAAUUUGUCGACAUCAGCAUCAUUCCUGGCUUACGGGGCAAGGUCAUUGGUAAAGGUGUCACGGCUACUGUCAAAUUAAUGCACGGAAAAGGGACCGGAAAGCAGCACUAUUAUGCGGUGAAGGAAUUCCGCAGAAGUCGCAAGGAGAGCCUGCAAGCUUACGACAGAAAGGUCAAACUCGAGUUCAGCAUCGCCAGGAACUUGCAUCAUCCUAAUGUCGUGGAGACUGUUCGUCUUUGCUCCCACGCAGGCCGUUGGUCUCAUGUUAUGGAAUACUGCAGUCAAGGGGACUUGUUUACAAUCGUGCAACAACGAUAUCUUUCGUUUGAAAGUCAACUGUGCCUGUUCAAACAACUCUUCCAAGGCGUCGCAUAUUUACAUAGCAUUGGAAUUGCGCACCGCGAUAUCAAACUGGAAAACCUGCUCUUGACGGGAGACAGUCACUUAAAGAUCACCGACUUCGGAUGCGCCAAAGUCUUCAGUGAGCUCCGCCGAGAUCUGCGGUUAAAUGACGGGGGAUGCGCGGAAGUAUUUGGUAAGAUUCGCAAAUGUGGCCCUGGUGUUUGUGGCAGCCUGCCAUAUAUUGCACCAGAAGUUCUGGCAGAAGACCGAAGCUACGACCCGCGCUUGGUCGACAUAUGGUCUUGUGCCAUCGUUUGCCUUGCCAUGAUCCACUGCGGUACGCCGUGGGGCGCAGCAGAAGAAAAGGACGCCGGGUAUUCUCGCUAUCUCAAAUGGUGGAAAGAGUUCUUGAGAAGCGAGCCUGACCGAAUUAUCACAGGGGAUGUAUAUCCUAAAAUCGGGAAAUUCUUCUCGGAUCUUCGCACAAAACCUCUUCUGCGUCUUAUGUUACGGAUGCUCCAUCCUAUCCCAGAGAGACGGGCUACCAUUUGCGAUGUGAUGAAUGAUCGCUGGGUCAAGAGGAUUGAAUGCUGUUGCCCGGAACCAGGGAAGCCGUCUAAUUGCUUUGAGGAAUUCGAUGGCAUAGUUUAUCGAAAGGUCCACAAUCAUUUACCCCCGGCAAAGAAAGGUAUCUUCCAGCGCUAUAUCUAG